Messenger RNA from Schizosaccharomyces cryophilus OY26, 408 nucleotides. RefSeq names its product DNA-directed RNA polymerase II complex subunit Rpb4. Lineage: Eukaryota; Fungi; Ascomycota; Schizosaccharomycetes; Schizosaccharomycetales; Schizosaccharomycetaceae. Gene Ontology annotation, cellular component: RNA polymerase II, core complex; P-body. Gene Ontology annotation, molecular function: translation initiation factor binding; nucleotide binding. Gene Ontology annotation, biological process: nuclear-transcribed mRNA catabolic process, deadenylation-dependent decay; mRNA export from nucleus in response to heat stress; positive regulation of translational initiation. The transcript has 4 exons. Bases 1 to 408 code for a protein of 135 amino acids. The record is from RefSeq and is a predicted model, not a curated record.
AUGCCUAGAGCAAUUUUUGAAGAAGAUGCAACUCAAUUAAAACUAGGACCAGAGUUUGAAAAUGAAGAUAUGCUCACAGUUUCUGAGGCGAAAAUUUUAAUUGAUACCGUCAUGGCGCAAAGAACUAGAGAAGCGAAUGGGGAAAUCCCUAUGACUGAUGUCAUGAAAAAGACGCUUGCAUAUUUUAAUGUGUUUGGAAGAUUUAAAACUGCAGAGUCUACUUACGCUUGCGAAAGAAUUCUUGGAAACAGGUUUCACAAAUUUGAGCGCGCUCAAUUAGGAACGCUGUGUUGUGAAGAUGCAGAAGAAGCACGGACUUUGAUCCCCAGUCUAGCAAAUAAAGUCGACGAUGAAACUUUACAGGGUAUAUUGGAUGAGCUCUCUACGUUGCGCAAGUUCCAAGAAUAA